AUGCAGCGGAAUGCAUUUAUGACAGACUACCCGGUGAGACACGCCGCCGCACCACCACAACCACAACCACAACCUCCCGCAUCUUCACAACAGCCACCUCGACAACUCGAUAUUCAACAGCCAAAGGCAAGAAACCAGCCACAGGGUCAGUUGGCUGCCCUGAUGCGAGGCCGCACAGGCGAUGCUUCCGGUGAUCCCGACUUUUUCUUUGACCCCACAAGAACAGACCAUGAACAUCGUUCAAGCAGUGCUCCUCCAGAUCAACAUUUACUUUAUUUAACUUCAUCUACUGCAACAACGCCUAUCACUGCUUCCGAUGCUGGUAUUCGUCGUCAUUGGGAUCAUCAUCAUCAUCAUCAUCAACAACAACACCAUCAUCAUCAUCAUCAUCAUCCCAUGGUUACUGGUGCUGGUAGUGGUGUUGCUUCUCCACUUUAUGAUUCAGCACGUCAAGCUUGGUCCUCUACUCCAAGUCAUGUGGAAGCAAACAAGGCACUUGAUUCAGAUGCAGGUUAUUUCGAUGCCUUUUCUCCCGAUCAUUCGCGUGAAAGAAUGUGGAACAAUCAUGGAACUUCUUCUGGUUUGAUGUCACCCAACUUGUUUGACGGAGGCGAUCAAGGGGGACCAAGUCGUUCGGUGUCACCCUUUGCACCUCUCAACAAGCAACAACAACAACAACAGGAUCAAUUCAUGUCACGAUUCAAUACAGCAGCGGGUGGUGCUGGUAGUGGUAAUGAUAUGGUGGAGCCCCAACUACGCACAGCCAUGAUGAUGCAAUCAUCGUCAGCAAGUACCCGUAGCAGUGAUUAUCGUAACCAUCAAUUUCCACCUACUUCAAGUAUGAUGACGAAUGCAGAUUUUGGAAUGUCGGUAGCUGGAUAUGGUAGUGGUCAGGAUACAAGUGGAUUUCGGGCCUAUGAUGAUCCAUCAUCUUUUGGUGUUCAUCAUCCUCAUCCUCAAUUCCAACAACAGCCGACAUCCCCUCCUAUGCCUUACAAAUUCACAGCGUCUCCGCCUCCUCGUGCAAAUUCAACACCGCCAACGAGCCACAUGGCAACACAACAACGCAAGGAUGUUCAAGACUAUAACAACUUGGUCUUUGGUAUGGGUGCACUUGGAUUAAAUGAUCAUGUACCCAAUGAACAACCAAAAAUCAACCGUAUGACACCACAGCAACAACAACGUUAUAUGCAAUGGAUGAAUCGACAAGGUGGCGGUGGUGGUUCCGGUGGCGGUGUUAAGCCACCUCCACAAAGCUUGGAUGCUAUGCUCAAUGAUGGUUGGCCAAAUCAAACUAGUGGUGUCAUGUCUCCUGUGAGCUCUCCAUUUGAUAUGGAUGCAAGACAUGGUGCUGUGUCUCCACCCAUGUAUGGUGGUCUUGGUGAUCUUGGGUUUGAUGAUAGCCGUGAUGAGCUAUUGAUGGAUGCUGCACGUCAACGUCAACGACAACAACAACGUCAACAAUUGAACAAAUUUCCAUCCACACCUUCAUUGUCAGGAUUAGCCAAUAUGGAAAAUGAUCAUGCAGCAUGGGCAGCUGCAGCUAUGGCUGGUAGUGGUAAUGCAAGUCCUGCUAGUGCAGGUGGACCCAUGUUUGAUCUCCCAGCAGCAGCCACAGAAAGUGAUCGACAACUCUUAUUGCAACUUCAAACACGUCAACGUCAAAUCAUGAUGCAACAGGAACAACUUUUGUUUUUACGUAAUCAAAUGCUACGUCAACAACAUUCUCAAGAGAUGUUGCGCAACAUGGCAGCUGCUGCAGCCACAACGCCUUAUGGUGCUUAUGGUGGAUCUGCCGCUGCAGCAGCCGCUGUGGCCGCCGCAGCCGCAGCUGGUAUGCGUGGUGGUGCUGGUGGUGCUGGUGGUCCUCGUGUGGUGCAUGAUCCAUCGGUGGAUAUCAUUCGUAGUCCUUUGCUUGAAGAGUUUCGAAGCAACAAGAAUCGCAAGUACGAGCUUAAGGAUAUUGUCGAACAUGUCGUUGAAUUCAGUGGUGAUCAGCAUGGUUCCCGUUUCAUCCAACAAAAACUUGAGACAGCCAACAGUGAUGAAAAACAACUUGUCUUUGAUGAAAUCUUGCCCAAUUGCUUGCAACUCAUGACCGACGUCUUUGGCAACUAUGUCAUCCAAAAAUUGUUUGAACAUGGCAGUCAAGCUCAAAAGAUGGUGCUUGCUAAGCAAAUGGAAGGUCACAUUCUAUCCUUAUCCUUGCAAAUGUAUGGAUGUCGUGUGGUACAAAAGGCUUUGGAACAUGUGCUGACAGAUCAACAAGCUGCCAUGAUUCGUGAAUUGGAUGGUAGUGUUUUGAAAUGUGUCAAGGACCAAAAUGGCAACCAUGUCGUGCAAAAGGCAAUCGAACGUGUUCCUUCUCAGCAUAUUCAAUUUAUCAUUGACACCUUCCAUGGCCAAGUUUAUCAUCUUGCUACCCAUCCCUAUGGCUGCAGGGUCAUUCAACGCAUGUUUGAACAUUGCCCUGAAGAACAAACGGCUCGCCUUCUUGAAGAGCUUCAUUGUUGCACCAGCCAGCUAGUACAAGACCAAUACGGCAACUAUGUCGUCCAACACAUCCUUGAGCAUGGCAAAGAAGAGGACAAGGAUAUGAUCAUCGGCAAGAUCCGUGGUCACGUGUUGCAAUUGAGUAAACACAAGUUUGCAAGUAAUGUGGUCGAAAAAUGUGUCGCUUAUGGUCGCACAGAGGAUCGUCGUGCCCUUAUUGAUGAGGUGCUGCAAACACGACCUGAUGGAUCUUACCCCCUGCUUACAUUGAUGAAAGAUCAAUACGCCAAUUACGUGUUACAAAAGAUGCUCGAUGUCGUUGACGACAGUGAACAACGCAACCUUUUGGUGACCAAGAUUCGUAUGCAUUUGCAUUCUGUUCGCAAAUACACCUAUGGCAAACAUUUGACUCAGAAGGUAGAAAAGCUAUUACCCUUGAGCGGUGACGUUCAACAACAAGAACCCAAUACUUCAACCAGUACAAAAACGCAAGCUGAUGCUUCUGAAACUACUACGUCCCCAUCGACAACGAAUGGAACCACUGCUACAGCCACCACCGUAAUGCCCACAGCUGACGAGAACAACAGCAGCAACAACACUACUACACAGUAA
Messenger RNA from Lichtheimia ornata, 3105 nucleotides. RefSeq lists its product as uncharacterized. NCBI's taxonomy places the organism in Eukaryota, Fungi, Mucoromycota, Mucoromycetes, Mucorales, Lichtheimiaceae. Gene Ontology annotation, biological process: nuclear-transcribed mRNA catabolic process, deadenylation-dependent decay. The record is from RefSeq and is a predicted model, not a curated record. The transcript has 10 exons. The coding region runs from base 1 to 3105 and encodes 1034 amino acids. Gene Ontology annotation, cellular component: cytoplasm. Gene Ontology annotation, molecular function: mRNA 3'-UTR binding.